UUAGACGCUUCCGUGUCUUUGUAUCUUGUCUGUCUUGUCGCUACAGAUUGCUUAUAGCGAAACAUAAAUGUGUUUGUCUUGCUGCAAUGUUUCGUAAAGCGAAGCGCAAAAGAGAAUGGAUAAAACGGCCGGAUGACGAAACUAUUUCGAAUGGACUCGCAACGGUCGACGAACAACGACAGGUUGGAGAUGCUGAUAUGACCGACUGGUUGCUUAGCGGAGUAGCCAUACUGACGGGAGGCAGGGAUCACGACCAUCGUCCUAUCAUUGAGUGUCAGGCACGUGUACUUGACGAAAAGGUGAUUAGUGAUGAAUCAAUGAAGGGAGGACUGUACUAUCUCAUGACAGUUCCAGAAGAGGAAGAUCAACUGCAAGGAUUUUUAUGCAUUUUGGAUGGUCGAGAUGCCACAGACUUUGCAGUCAGUCGCUUUCUUAAAGUACUACUACAAGUUUAUAAGAAUGGCGUGAAAAGAAUCUUUAGAAUUGUAGUUUUAGCCUCUGAGGAGCGGGCACAGCUGCAGGAUUUUAUUAUACAGCUGCAACUAGACGAUGAAAUACUAGCACCGUUGUGUCAGGGUUUCAAUGUGUCGUUCUUGCAAAGAUUUGUUGGCAAAGCUCAACUCACCGAACAACUGGAUGGUUCUCUCUGCUUUGACUGCGAACUGUGGGUGAAAGCAAAGUCUGCUGUUGAUAGCUAUGUAAACAACUGCCACUCAUUUGCUCAACAGUUAGAGGCGAUGUUAAAUUUGUGGAGACAUUUGCCAACUGAUUCUGUUCAUGACCAAGCUAGAGAACUGCUGAAUAGAGUUGAUGGUUUUCUAGAGCAUGGUCGACUGAUUACCGAUCGCCAGGCCAAUCCAUCUGGUAACUGGUCUAUGUUGUCAUGGUCUCCAGAGUACCAGGUCUGGAUGCAGCAUAUCAGUGAAUUAUGUGAACAUCUGGUCACAUUGAAGUCAUCAGCACAACUCCCCUCAUUUGCAAAGCCGGAAGUGGAUGUGGCAACGGGGGAAGUUAACAAGUUGAAGGAAGAGAAUACGAUUGACUCGGCUUUGGCCUUCAUGGACUUGGCUGAAGAAGAAUAUUUGGAUUCCUCUUCUGGACAGGAUCUACAUCGAAGGACAUCUCUGGAAAGUGAACUUGAAGCCUUACAAACAACAGCGAGGGAUGUAUGUAAUGAGGCCAGGCAUUCAGCAAGCAACAUACUGAUGUCAGCAUUUACCAGUCGAAAUGCAAAGGAAAAAUCUGUUCGUCUACAGGAGAGGAUUGACUCAUUUCUUACUAGAAUACAGGAAAAGAAAGAUCAACUUGUAGUUGAACAACGAGUGAACAGUCUUAUUGACAAGGCAAUUUACUGGUCUGUGAAGUCUCGGAAAAUGAUGACACUUCAUCGUGCUGAUUCAUCUGCUCGAAGUCUGGAGUUAGGUCACAUGGUCAAAGACUGCCAAAAGGUUUAUAGGUCGUCUCGCAGACCAACAAUGGACGACAGACUGGCAUUGCAAACGCUAGCAAAGAAAGUGAAAGACAAAGACCCAGGAGCUUUUACUUUGGCACAGGAAGCAAUAGUUGCAAGCGAAGAGGCUGAUCAGCUGCUUGAAGAUCAUAUGCAACAUCUGAAAGCACUACAGCAUGGUGAAUAUAAUGUUGAGGUUCCUGAGCUUGUGUCAUUUCAAGAUGCCAUCAAUGGCAGUAGCUUUGACAGUAUUGAUAAUGAUUAUCAAAGCAUACCAGAUGUCGGCAGACUUGAAGAUGAAAUGGAUGUUCCUGCAGGAGAAUGUACAACAGCAGAAUCUGCAAAUGAGACAAAGACCAACUUGCCUGUACUGGAUUUUGGUAAUCCACAAGUGAUGGAAAUUACUACUGACAUUACUUCACCAGGCAGUAUUGAUCAAAAUUCUAGUUAUUAUUCAUGUGAACAGAGUGUAUAUAACUGCAUGUCAUCCAGUCACAGUGAAGGUGGGUACGGAACAGUUCAGACUGUAGAGAACCAGGACUCUGCUACUACGUGUACUACCACGGAGACCGAAUCAAAGGCUGUAGAAACAACAACCUCAAAUCCUAUUUCAGCAGUGCUUCCUGAGAAGCGAAAAUCUGUUAGGAAUGAUCUGCAUAUAAUGCUGGAGCUGGUUAAUACAGAGGAGAAAUAUGUGAGUGAUCUUCAACAUGUGUGUAAACACUAUCUGACUGCGUACAGAAAUAGUAGCAACCUUCCAUUUUGCUUGAAAGGAAGGGAGAAUGAACUCUUUGGAAAUAUUGAGAAACUUCUGGUUUUCCACAGAGAUACGUUGUUGCCAAAGCUACAAGCAAUAGUGGAGUGUCCAUGGAUGGUGGGCAUGUGUUUGACUAACUAUGUUGAUGAAUUUGGUCUGUAUUCACUAUACUUUAAGCAUACUAAGAGACGGGAAGAACUUCUUGAAAUUACAAGCACUAAGGAUUUCUUUAACGCAUAUCGGUCACAACUGGGUGACAUGAUGUCUAUUCAAGACUAUCUCUCCAGACCAUUCCAAAGACUGACAAGAUACAGGCAGCUGCUAGAGGGACUGAGUCGUUUCAAGUACUCUGGCCCAGAAUGGAGUGAAGAUGCAAAUCAUGCUUUAGGGCUUGCAUUGCGACAAAUUAAAUUUCAGCUACGCCAUGGGAAUGAUCUUCAAGUACUGGAAUUGCUUAGGGACUUUCCAGGCAGUCUUAUGGAACAGGGAAAUCUACUUCUACAAGAUGACUUUGUGAUUAUUGAUAGACAAAAGCGCAAGCACUUUCGACGAUUGUUUUUGUUUGAAGACAUGAUUAUGUUCACUAAGGAGCAAUUUGAUGCAGGAUUAACAGUUUUCAAGUUCAAGGAUGGAUGGAAGACCACUGAGCUUGGACUGACUGCAAAUGUGCGAUGUUAUCCCAGAACAUUUUUGAUCUGGUUUCGAAAACAGACGGCGAAGACAACUAUUACGUUAGAGGCUGCAACCGAAGAAAUUAAAAUGGAAUGGGUUCAAGAAGUUAACUACCUAUUAUACGAGCAGGCUUUGAAAUUUAGAGAACGAUAUGGGCAAGUUGUUGUGUACUCGGGUGUACGAAGUCAUAGCUUAUUUGGUGGUGGCAGACCUAUGAGUACACUUAGCAUGAUUUCAAGCUCAAUGACAAGAGUCAAGAAUGUGACUACUAUGUAAAUAUGUUACUAUACUGUAGCUAUAUGGUGCUACCAUUGAUUUGAAAUUGUAGUACAACGAAUUGUUAUUGUGUCUAUAUGGAACACAUCGAAAUUGAAUAGGCAGUUGACUUGUUGUUACAAACUGCUAUGUUACUAUCUGUGGUCACUAUAAAGUGUGAGUAAUAAAUGACAAAUUGGAA
Messenger RNA from Corticium candelabrum, 3336 nucleotides. Its product is annotated as guanine nucleotide exchange factor DBS-like. The coding region runs from base 87 to 3155 and encodes 1022 amino acids. The transcript is spliced from 22 exons. The record is from RefSeq and is a predicted model, not a curated record. Gene Ontology annotation, molecular function: guanyl-nucleotide exchange factor activity. NCBI's taxonomy places the organism in Eukaryota, Metazoa, Porifera, Homoscleromorpha, Homosclerophorida, Plakinidae.